Messenger RNA from Cornus florida, 3457 nucleotides. Its product is annotated as phosphoinositide phosphatase SAC2-like. Gene Ontology annotation, cellular component: intracellular membrane-bounded organelle. Gene Ontology annotation, molecular function: phosphatidylinositol-3,5-bisphosphate 5-phosphatase activity. The transcript has 16 exons. Gene Ontology annotation, biological process: phosphatidylinositol dephosphorylation. NCBI's taxonomy places the organism in Eukaryota, Viridiplantae, Streptophyta, Magnoliopsida, Cornales, Cornaceae. The coding region runs from base 479 to 2977 and encodes 832 amino acids. The record is from RefSeq and is a predicted model, not a curated record.
UCGAUCUGACCCCCCCUCCCUCCUCCUCUCCUCCUCUCUCUCUCUCUCUCUCUCUCUGAAAAAAUACAAAACACAGUCCUUAAGCUUCUUCUCAAAUCUUCUCGGUCUUCUCUGGUUUGAUCUCUUCCAUCAUAUUCUAUAUCUGUAUCUACAUCCAUAUCUAUAUAGUUUACUAGUUCAUUGUUUUAAUUGAUUCUCUCCCUCCCUCCCUCUCCAAUAUAUGUUUAGUUCUGACUUUGACUGAAGACUUCAUUGUAUAUAGAUUGAGCUCUAAACCUCGUUUUGUAUAAAUCUCAUUUUAUAUCUGUUAUAUAAAGAUUUAGUUUUGAAGUUUUUAUGCAGUAAAAGACUUUUCAAAGAAUGAUAUAUUUGAAGCAACCGAGCAAAAUCUAGGAUUUGCAGCGCUGGGUUGACUUUCAAUAUCUUGCGUUGUAUGUUCAUGUAAAAUAGACCGAGCCCGAGGCUCGGGAUCCGAUCCAUGGCGACAGAGAACGAUCAACAGGCUUGGAUCGAAGAUGAGCCCAUUCCGAGCACGGUCUAUUUGCAGAAAUUCAGGCUCUAUGAGACCCGCUCGAAUUUCUAUAUGAUUGGACGGGACAAGAACAGAAGUUUCUGGAGAGUCCUAAAGAUUGACAGAUUAGAGUCUUCUGAGCUAAACAUUCUUGAAGAUUCUACGUCAUACUCAGAAAUUGACUGUUGUGACCUGCUGAAACGAAUAAACGAGGGAAACAAGUCAACAGGCGGACUAAAAUUUGUUACUACUUGUUAUGGAAUUAUUGGGUUCAUAAAGUUUUUGGGACCUUAUUACAUGCUCCUUAUAACUAAAAGAAGGAAGAUCGGCACAAUCUGUGGCCAUGCAGUAUAUACCAUUACCAAGAGCGAGAUGAUACCAAUUCCUAAUUCUACUGUCAGAUCCAAUAUGGCUUUUUCUAAGAAUGAGAACAGAUACAAGAAGCUCCUCUGCACAGUGGAUCUUACAAAGGAUUUCUUUUUUAGCUACUCAUAUCAUGUCAUGCGUAGUCUUCAGAAGAACUUAAGUAAUCAAGAGGCAGGACAGUUCCUUUAUGGAACAAUGUUUGUUUGGAAUGAGUUCUUAACUCGUGGAAUCCGCAACCACCUCAAGAAUACUCUGUGGACAGUUGCAUUAGUAUAUGGCUUCUUUAAACAGGUCAAGUUUUCAAUAUCUGGAAGGGACUUCAAGUUGACCCUCAUUGCUAGACGAUCGCGUCACUAUGCUGGCACCAGAUAUUUAAAACGAGGUGUAAAUGAGAAGGGUCGAGUAGCGAAUGAUGUCGAAACAGAACAGAUUGUGUUUGAAGACGUUCCUGAAGGAUGCCCAAUACAAGUAACUUCCGUUGUGCAGAACCGGGGUUCUAUACCCCUUUUUUGGUCGCAGGAAACGUCACGAUUAAAUAUUAAACCCGACAUCAUAUUGUCAAAGAAGGACAACAAAUACCUGGCCACUAGACUUCACUUCGAGAAUCUUGUCAAGAGAUAUGGAAACCCAAUCAUUAUAUUGAAUUUGAUUAAGACUCGUGAGAAGAAACCACGAGAAUCUAUUCUACGUGCGGAGUUUGCCAAUGCUAUUGAUUUUAUUAAUAGAGAUUUACCUGAGGAGAAUCGCUUGAAGUUCCUUCACUGGGAUCUAAAUAAAUACUCUAGAAACAAAGCUACAAAUGCGUUGGAACUUUUAAGCAAAGUGGCUGCCUACGCCCUAAACUUAACAGGAUUCUUUUAUUGUCAUGUACCACAGACAGCUCGGACAAAUGGAUUGUCAAACUGGUCCCACUUUGAGAAAAAUGAAAUCUGCACUCUACAAAACUGCGAUAAGAACAAGGAUGCCGACAACUUGGAAACAGAAGUCAGUGGUAGUAGCAGUGAUGUCAGCACUGAUCAGUCUAUCAAGUCUCCAAAGUUUCAGAAAGGGGUCCUUAGGACCAAUUGCAUAGAUUGUUUAGAUCGCACAAAUGUUGCGCAAUAUGCUUAUGGAUUGGUUGCUCUUGGUUAUCAGCUACAUGCUUUAGGAUUUCUAGAUGUCCCAAAUAUCGAUUUAGAUUCCUCUUUGGCGGAUGAUUUAAUGAGGGUUUAUGAGACAAUGGGUGACACCCUUGCACUACAAUAUGGUGGAUCUGCGGCACACAAUAAGAUAUUCUCUGAGAGAAGGGGUCAAUGGAAAGCAGCAACCCAGUCCCAGGAGUUAUUUAGAACUCUACAGCGGUUCUACAGUAAUGCCUACAUGGAUGCUGAGAAACAAGAUGCCAUUAAUGUGUUUUUGGGGCAUUUCCAGCCACAACAGGGUAAACCGGCACUGUGGGAACUGGAUUCAGAUCAGCAUUACAGUGUUGGAAGGCACAGUUUUAAUUUUGCAGAAGAAAAUGCGAGGUCAUUUAUUAAGAGGUCACUAUCCGAUGGCAAUAUUCUUUGUGAAAGCAACUCAUCUAUUGAAGCAACAAAUGCUGGACAGAAUGAAUAUUCCGAUCAGCUUUUGCCUGAGAAGUUGCAUGGUGGUAACAAGGGUAUUUCGGAGUCCACGCCAGAAAUAUCUACUUGUGAAAGUGAUAUAUCUUAUUCCAGGUAUACCCCCUCAAUGUCUCGCAGGCAGCUUUUCUCAGAUGCACAACUGGACCAGUGUGAAACCGAUCACAUUUUUUUCAAUCAAUGCCGAGAUUCAUUCAACUGCUCAAAUUUUCUUGAUGUAGACUGGAUUUCUUCAUCUGGAAAUUCAUGUGAAGAAGAAACAUAUGAUAGAUCUUCGCUCGUGUGCUCUCCUAUUGCUGGUCUCUCAUCAGAUAGUUUUCUAAACGGACUUAAAGGGGAAACAGGACCUUCUGCAUGUGAGCCUGGAUCCAGUAUGAAAGAAAGGGAGCAAAAUGGGACGGAACUCACUCACGGUGCUGCAAAGAAUUCUGAUGUUCUCACCCAGUAUUCUGAGAGCUUCAUUCAUUGGGUAAAUCAUGGAGAGAUGCUAUUCCCAUGAAAACUUCGCUCAAGUUAUUUUAUAGAAAUCAAUAUUCAUUGUCCUCUUUAUCUGAUUCAAUCAACCCAUCCGAAGGAUGUGGGUUUCCCAACAAGAAUAAAUGGCAGGAGAUCAACAGUAUAUUAUUUUUUAACCCAAAAAAAAAGAAAAAAAAGAAAAAAAAGGAAGAAAAAAAGAAGAAAGAAGAAAGAAGAGGAAGAAGGAAAGGAAAAUUUUGUCUCUUGGAAGAUUGAUCCCACUAAACAUAGAUAUGCUCAGGUCAUUUAAAGUUUGCAGCAUAUUUCUGACCGGAAAAUCCUUCAUCUGAGAACAAUACAAGAAGUACAAAGAGUAAAUAGCGGCAGUUAUUUUUUCGGGGCUCUCGGUUCCUCUUUCAGGUUGUAGAGAUGCUGAAGUUUUUGAUCUUGUAAAUAUUCUUCAAACAUAUAUUCUGAAAUUCUUAGCUCCAUUUGGCAGAUUUAUUUUAGAAUUUUCUUGCAA